Messenger RNA from Xyrauchen texanus (razorback sucker), 2506 nucleotides. Its product is annotated as E3 ubiquitin-protein ligase TRIM41-like. The record is from RefSeq and is a predicted model, not a curated record. Bases 45 to 1664 code for a protein of 539 amino acids. The transcript is spliced from 6 exons. Gene Ontology annotation, molecular function: zinc ion binding; protein binding. NCBI's taxonomy places the organism in Eukaryota, Metazoa, Chordata, Actinopteri, Cypriniformes, Catostomidae.
CCUCUGUUGUGACUCAUUUGAGUUGACCAUUUUAUUCUGUUAUCAUGAGCUCUUUUAGUCUGGACGAAGAGCUGAUUUGUGCAGUGUGUCGUGAUAUAUUUGUUGAACCGGUGACUUUACCCUGCGGUCAUAAUUACUGUGAGCAGUGUGUGAAUGAGCUGAAGAGAUCUUUGAGAGAGAGAGAAGAUGACGAAGAUGAAGACGAAGAGCGCGUCAUGACUCGCUAUUACACAUGCCCUCUGUGUCUGUCUCCGUGUGACUCCAGAGUGGAUCUGAAGAAAAACACGGUGCUCAACAACAUCAUUGAGAAAUACCAGAGUAAAAGAGACAUUAUGUGCAGUGUGUGUAAAGGUGAACAGAAACUGACUGCGGAGAAAAUGUGUGUGAACUGUGAAGAGUAUUACUGCACUUUACAUGUAAUGCCACAUCUGGAGAAUAACACACUACGACAGCAUGUGCUGGUGAAUCCAGUGGCCAACUCCAGUAGACUGUGCAAGGAACAUGGGAAAGAGCUGGAGUUAUUCUGCAGGACUGAUGGCACAGCUCUGUGUGUGUACUGUAUGUUACCAUCAGAGGCCAAACAUCUGCAGGGACACAAUGUGGUCAAACUCUCGGAUUCACUGGACUCUUUUAAGGAGGACUGCCGAGUUAAACUGGACAAUAUCAAAGCUAAUUUGUCUGAAGUUCAAGCUGGACUUUCUAAACUUGAGGAAACAUCAUCCACCACUAAGGAGGGUCUUGAGAAUAGGCAGCGAGAGUGUGCGGUGGUCUUGAGCAGGAUCAAAAUGUUCUUGGACUUUGAAGAGAAAGCCCAGCAGAAGCGUUUCUCGGUGGACUUGCUGCAAGAGGACCGGAGCAUGAGGCAGAGAGCAGAGAGACUGAACAGGUUGAGAAGUAGAUUACUGCAGGCACAAGAAGCUCUGAUUCAGGCCAAAAGCUUUCAUGACCCUUUGAUGGUACUGCAGACUAUAAAAAACACAGACUGGACUGAUUUAUUUGAUAAACAAGAUUGUGCGAAUCAGAUCUCCGAGGCAGUUGAUUGGAAUAAUGUGAAACCUACAGCUGCGUCAAAAGUCUCCCCAUUGUUCCAGUCCAUCCGUAAGACAUUUGCUGGAGAUGAUAUUGUGUUGAACUCCGUAUCAGCACACCACAGACUCAAGUUGAACCCGGCACGCAACACUGUGUGGCUGACAGAAGAUGGUGGGCCUUGUUCUGGAGAACUUUACUGUGUGAUGGGUGAAGCUUCAUUCUCCUGUGGUGUCCACCAUUGGGAGGUUGAUGUUUCUUCGGUCUACUCUUGGGCAGUUGGAGUGUCAUACGCUUGUCAGCAGGGCUCAGGUCUCGGUUGUGCUCUUGGCAGGAAUGAUCUGUCCUGGAGCUUGCACUACAACAGGAACCGCAGGCAGUUCUGUGCCCAGCAUGACUGGCUUCAGUUCAGCUUCUCAGAUUCUGUGACUGGCCUCCCCACACUAGUAGGUGUUUUUCUGGAUGUGGAUAUUGGUUUCCUAUCUUUCUAUGAUGCCGUGAGAAUGAAGCAUCUUUAUACGUUUUAUUGUAACCUCCAAGGUCCAGUGUAUCCAGCUUUCUGCCUGGGUGUGGAGAACAAAAUGGAGGAUUUUCAGCAGAUGAGGGUAUUAAACCCCAUGUCAGAUCGAAGACAGUAACUUAAACAUCUCAAAUUGACAGCAGUUCAAUUAUGGUCAUGUAAAGAUAUGCAGGUACUUUUAGAACAAAGUACUAUUGGACAUGGACAGUUCCCCAGGCUGAGAGGGUAAAAAUGACUUUACGGAACUUUCAGUAAGUUUAAAAACUCAUGUCAUUCUUGUUGCACUACAAAUUUAAUAAAGUUGGGUAAAAUUUAUCUUUCUCUCAUUUUUCACGUGUCUUCAGAGUAAGCUGUUUGGUUUCUUACAGUGAGUUUGUCUUUCUUACUCACUGUAAGUAUCUGUAUACAAAAUUAUCAUAGUUAACAGGUUUGAGCAAAUCUCUGGCUGCUUCUGGCUGCUUUUUUGUCGCCCAGUUACUGUUAAUAGGCUGCCAAUGAAAUCACGCUUGCAUGCAGAAGAAUGAAAUCCCUUCUUUAACCAUCUUUUCCACCCCUCUGUUAUGUGUUUUGUAAACUGAGCACUGUUAAUUUCUAUGAAGUAAAAUCCAUUAAUAAAAAAAGUUCACACACUCACUUGUUUAUUUAAUUUGUCUACUAACAAUGUCCAACAGUACACAUGGGUGUACAUGCAUCACAGGAUAUUUGCUAUUUGUCAUGUCAUUGUCAUCAGAUCAUCUCAAAUUCUGUAUUGUGUUUAAUAGAAUUCUGUGGUGGAAAUUACAAUGAUGUAAUGUAAUGAUGUACUUUUUAAAAUCUUUUUAAAUAAAAUGGCAGACUGCUUUGUAUUGCUAAGGCUAAAUUCAUACCUUUUAUAUGUCCUUAAUAUACACAUAUUUUCACACUGUGUAAUUUGGCGAAACGACAGCUGGAUUGGAAUGACAGCCAAUAAAAAAAACUGCU